GCAGGCGGAUGUGUAAGUAGCUAACAACGCUGCUCUCAUUUACAUUCUGCCGUAUAUAUUGAGAUCAAAAUGGCAGAGCUAACAACACUAGAGAGUCUUUUGGAGAUGGGCUUUGGAAGAAACAGAGCAGAGAAAGCUGUGGCUAAUACUGGAAACCAAGGGAUAGAGCAAGCAAUGGAUUGGUUAAUGGAACACGAGAAUGAUCCAGACAUCGACGAGCCUUACGUUCCUCCUGUGGGGAAUGUUUUAGGAGGAGAGGCAGAAUGUCAGGAGCCGACAGCAGGAGAUACAGCUUCAGUAAUGGCAGAGGGAGAUGACAUGUGCUGCGAAGACCCGGAGGGUUCAAAGCGGCCAAUGACAGAGGAGGAGAAACGUGAACAAGUCAAAAGGCUGGAGGAACUGAUGCGAGUGAAGCAGGCAGAGAGAAGAGAGCGUGAGCGAGCUGAGGAGGUGGAGCGGGAGAAGCAGCGAAGGAGGCAGGGCCAGGAGUUGCAGCAGAUCCGGCAGAAGAUACAGGACGAUGAAAUGAAGAAACUUGCAGAUCAGCGAAGGAGAGAGAAGAUGGAAGACAAACUGGCCAGGCAAAGGGUUAAAGACAAAAUUGCACGAGACCGAGAGGAGAGGGCACAAAAGUUUGGAGGUGGUGCAGCAUCAAGCACAGUGACGCCGACCCAGCCGACCCCACCCAGUCCGUCGUCGCCCACCGGCCAGGGGCCCCCACCCACAAAGAAGGAAUAUGAUGAGUCCAGGAUACAGGUUCGUCUGCUGGACGGUUCCACCAUCAACACGGUCUUCAAGGCCCAGGAGCCGCUAGCGGCAGUGCGUGUCUACGUUCAGGUGAACGGCAACACACCUGAGGGUCAGGACUUCACACUGCUGUCUCCCUACCCGCGUCACGUUUACACUGAAAUGGACAUGGAGAAACCUCUUAAGGAGCUGGGUUUGGUACCUUCAGCUGUGCUGGUUGUUGCCAAAAAGGGAGAAGGAUCUGCUCUGUGAACCUACCUCACCACGACGUUGACACCAGAACCGCCUGAAACAGAUCGAUCCGGGAACCGAACUGCUAUCUGCUAGUAUCACCCAGUUUGCUGAGCUAAUGCAGAGACGAGGUGAAGCUGCAUUCAGACAUGUGAGCUCGUCAGAUACUGAUGUGGGUUUGGUUUCUAAAACUGACUGAAUGCAGCUUCAGUUCUGCAGCAGGACCUGUUAGACUGCUUUAGGCAUUGCACUGGACCUUGAACUCAGCUGAUUGAGCUGAAGAUAGCUAGCUUCUGGCUGGUACUUCUUCGAGGAUCUCUGGUUUCCUUAAGAUGAAAAAAGAUAUAUAUAUACACACAUAAAAAAUCCUUCAGUUUUAACUCGCCCCUUGAACUGCUAAGUGGUUCUGAAAGGGCCUUAAGUUUAAUUCCUGUAAUCUUCCUGUUUUUGUGCCAUUUACUUUGACCUUUUUUUUAACAAGUUCAGAUUUGCUGAAAGCCGUGUUCACAAGAAAACGGACAAUAAAGCUGGCUGGGAAAACUGAA
Molecule: messenger RNA, 1523 nt
Organism: Cyprinodon tularosa
Lineage: Eukaryota; Metazoa; Chordata; Actinopteri; Cyprinodontiformes; Cyprinodontidae
Gene: ubxn1
Product: UBX domain protein 1
Exons: 10
Coding region: 70-999 (309 amino acids)
Molecular function (GO): protein binding
Source: RefSeq, a predicted model, not a curated record